UUUACGAUGGGAUGCUGAUGAUAAGACGCAUGCAUAAUAAUCUGUCUGUAAAUCGGAUUAACACGAAAGAUAAUCCCACCUGGUGUUAUAUCACCUCAGCUGGCAAAUCUGUAUGCACGCUUAUGAAAUAAAGUAACGACCGAUUGGCAAUUACAUUUCUGGGACAUUGGAUAUCUACAGAGAACAUAUUCUCCUAACGUAGAGUAGGAUUUUGGGGGAAUUCAUGCUAAAAUUUGCAUUGAUUGACAUCCAAGAAUUUUGGAAACUCUUGUGAGACAUAGCAACCUCUUACGAACGCUUCCGCGCAGAAAAAGAAGUGCACCGACAGUUCAGAUAUUUUGUGGUCAGACAGUCCGUUAUGAAUUGUUCAACAAAAGCAAACCCUUGACAAAAAUGUUCUGUGAGUCACAAAAAGAAUAAUAGUGCUUUAGUUGCAAUAGUUAAGUAAUUGGAAACUUGGGAUUUUUUCGUCUGAAAGUGGGCGGAUCGUGGUGAUUCUGACGGCUGCUACCGAACUCCGCCGUGAAGUCAAGAAUUGCAGGAAGAUGGUCACGAAGUCCUGCUAAACUUCUAUGAAACUUUUUUCAAAGAGCGACAUAUUGGUGACCGAAGAGCCAAGUUGAUAGGACAGUCCCUCUUUGUGGGACCAAGGGGACGGUGUUAGGAGAUAUGAGUCCACGGGAUGUGAUUUUAUUCUUGGUGGUUUUAGGAAUCACUUUGGAUCUGUCUCUUGGAGCCGCCUGCAAGGGCUGUAGCUCUACAGUAUGUUUGUGUGCUGGACAAAAGGGAGUCAGGGGAGCACCUGGUUUACCUGGACUGAGAGGCUCCCAAGGGUUACCUGGAUUUAUAGGACGUGAGGGUCCACAAGGGGUACCGGGUUUGAAGGGUGGCAUAGGAGAACCUGGAGGUCGUGGAGAGAGAGGAAAAAGGGGUGACAUGGGUCCUCAAGGAAUGAAUGGUGUGCCAGGUGUACCAGGUUAUGAAGGCUUGGAAGGCCCAGUGGGUCCACAAGGUUACCCUGGAUGUAAUGGGACAAAGGGACAGAAGGGUAACCCUGGAGUUGAUGGACUGCCGGGAAAUCGCGGACCUCAGGGUAUACCAGGUUUACCCGGACCCAAGGGCAACCCUGGAGAUGGAUUUUAUGGAUUUGGUCCUAAAGGUGAUCCAGGAAAUCCAGGGCGUACGGGUCCUAGUGGUGAUCCUGGCAUUCCAGGUCGACCCGGACUCCCAGGUCCUUUUGGCCCUUCAGGGCCUAGGGGGCCCACUGGAAUUCCAGGAGGUAAAGGACCCAAAGGAAGUAUGGGAGACCAAGGUAGAAAUCCCCCCAAAGGUGAAAAGGGAGAAGUAGGAUUGCCCGGUCUCAAAGGUCCAAAGGGCUCCAUCAUUCCGACAUUACCAGGAAACAAGCCGGACGAGAUCCUGAUGGGAGAGAAAGGUUAUCCCGGGGAUCCAGGGGAGGGGGGCAGGCCAGGACGACCCGGAGUGCCAGGAAUGAGUGGUGAUCCGGGUUUUUCAGGUUUGCCAGGUGAUAAAGGACCAUUUGGGAUGCCAGGAAUGCAAGGAAUGAGGGGUAAGAGGGGUAAGGACGGCCCACAAGGACCUUAUGGCUUUAAAGGAGAACAGGGAGAAAAGGGGAGACAAGGAUAUGACGGAUUACCAGGAGAAACAGGCAGAACAGGAGACCCUGGUUUUCAGGGAAUGAGGGGUGAUGUUGGAGAUCCGGGUCCGGAAGGAGAUCCAGAUGGUGGGGGUCAAGGUCGUCCAGGACCCAGAGGUCGCCCUGGUGACCCUGGCCCACAAGGUCUUCCAGGAUUCCCGGGAAAUGACGGUCCGGAUGGUCAAAUGGGACGAGAUGGUCCACCUGGUCUACCAGGGCCUGAUGGGAUACCUGGAAGAAGAGGACCCGUCGGAUUCUCCUAUCCAGGAGAGAAGGGAGAUCAAGGUGGCUUUGGUCGUGAUGGAGUCCCUGGAUUGCCUGGAUUACCUGGAUUAAAAGGAGUUCAAGGAGAUGUGGGACCACUUGGAGAAACGGUUCAGGGAUACCCCGGUGAACAGGGGCGCGUGGGACGACCCGGUCUGGAUGGACUUCCUGGUCUGCGGGGAGAACCGGGUCCUGAGGGAUUUCCCGGUAUCCCUGGAGACGGUCUGGAUGUUACCGGUCCCAUGGGUCCAUCAGGAUUUCCCGGAGAGGAGGGAGACCCAGGAGUCCCUGGAGAGGAUGGACAAGAUGGAAUCCCAGGAGAAAGGGGAAGAAGGGGAGAUGACUGUGGGGUUUGCCCUGGGGGUGAGCCCGGUUUUAGGGGAGAUCCAGGCGACCCUGGUUUUGACGGACUUCCUGGACGACCAGGUCAACCAGGUUUCCCAGGACAACCAGGAGAACCAGGUCAACAGGGCAUACCCGGAAUAGCUGGCCAAAAGGGCAUACCAGUGACAAAGGUGAACCCUCUAGGAUCAACAUUCCUCCGGGAAAAAAGGGAGAACCUGGAGUUAUGGGAAUUCCAGGACAGGAUGGCCGAGAUGGAUUCCCAGGAUUGCCAGGGAGACCGGGGUAUUCCUGGACUGGAUGCACCUCCUGCUGAGCUUCUGAAGGGGGCGCAGGGAGAACCUGGAUUCCCUGGCCGCGAGGGAGAAAGGGGAUUCCCCGGAGAAAUUGGCCGUGUAGGAAGACCAGGAUAUGAUGGGCCAAAAGGAAUGAGAGGUGAGAGUGGUCCUUAUGGAGCCCCUGGAUUCCCUGGAUUAAAAGGAGAGCAGGGAGGUAUCAUUGUGGGAUUUCCUGGACUUAAAGGAUUCAGAGGACAAGACGGUCUCCCAGGAGAGAUUGGUUUAGUUGGUGCCCCCGGAGACCCAGGGUUGCCAGGGUUACCAGGAAGGGACGGAUUUAAGGGUGAUCAGGGUAUACCCGGAGCAGAUGGGUUGAACGGAGCUCCGGGUCGUGAGGGUCAACCAGGGGAGCCAGGGUUAAACGGAUUACCGGGUUUGGAUGGACUUCCUGGAAUGAAGGGAGAGACUGGAUUCCCUGGAAGAAAUGGAGAACCUGGCCUGCCAGGACAACCAGGAAUUCCAGGAGUCAAAGGAGAGAUCGGAGAAUCUGGACUUCCAGGAUUUCCCGGAGCAUUUGGACGCCCGGGACUCAAUGGAGAACCUGGAGAGGUCGGAUUCCCUGGGGUCGAAGGCGACAGAGGUCAACCUGGUCUGCCAGGUUUACCUGGAAUCACAGGAGACAAUGGAUUUCCAGGUGAAGAUGGGACGGUGGGGCGGCCUGGACAGAGUGGGUUCCCUGGUCUGAAGGGAGAACGUGGAGAGGUGGGGGUUUCCAUUAAAGGAGAACAAGGACGGAAUGGCUUGCCUGGAUCGGAUGGCUUCCCGGGGUUGAAUGGAGUGAAGGGUGAAGAGGGAGAGCGAGGUCUGGGAGGAAUUCCAGGUCUAGAUGGGGAGCGUGGUGUUAUUGGGUUACCUGGAAUUCCGGGUGAGCAGGGAAGAACUGGAGUACCUGGAUUCAAAGGAGAACCUGGAGAAAAUGGAGUUCCUGGUCUUGAUGGGUUCCCUGGAGAGAGGGGUGUCACUGGGUUGCCAGGAGCUGAUGGAUUCCCAGGACUCCGCGGGGAGCCUGGUCUGUUUGGAAUCCCAGGAGAGCGGGGUCUGACAGGUGCCCCUGGGGAUCGGGGAUUUGACGGGGCUCCGGGUCGCCCGGGACUAAAUGGACCUAAGGGGGCUGAAGGAGAGGAGGGCCAGAACGGACUGCCCGGAUUCCCGGGGAUGAGAGGAGAAGAUGGACUGUUUGGACUCAAUGGACUUCCAGGAGAGUCAGGUGUUCCGGGAGAAGAGGGUAGAGUGGGCCGACCCGGUAGAAAGGGACAACCAGGUGACUUUGGAUUUAUUGGUCGUCCUGGACUGCCUGGAGAAGAUGCCUUUGGUCUUGUUGGGGAACCAGGUCAACCAGGCCUGCCUGGUGCACCAGGUCUUCCGGGUGACAAGGGCUUCCCUGGAGAUAACGGACUUCCAGGAUUCCCAGGCUUGAAAGGAAUGAGGGGAGAGGACCAGUUUGGUUUCCCAGGAUUCAAGGGUGAAAGAGGAGAGGAUGGGUUCCCUGGAGAACGAGGCCGUGUUGGACAGAAGGGUUUCCCUGGAAACCAAGGAUUAAGUGGACUUCCUGGACCGAAGGGAGACCAAGGAUUCCCGGGAUUUCCUGGAGAAGAGGGAACUGUGGGAGACAGGGGAUUUAUAGGAUUCAAGGGAGAGGUUGGUCGGGACGGUAUACCCGGAGAAAAAGGACCGACAGGAGAUGCGGGGUAUCCUGGAGAAAUCGGACGUCGGGGAUUGCCUGGUGAUGAGGGAUUUAAUGGACCUAGAGGGGCGAAAGGAGAGAGGGGUGAAACAGGACUUACCGGGCCCCCUGGAGAUCCAGGAAUAGCUCCAAUCAUUGAACCUCUGCCUUGGCAAAAGGGAGACAAAGGAAGUCAGGGAUUUGAUGGAAAUCCAGGACUGAAUGGACUGAUUGGGGAACGAGGGGACGAGGGCAGUCGUGGAAUGAAUGGAGAACCUGGGCGUAACGGAGACGUUGGUGAACCCGGAAGUAAAGGGCCUCAAGGAAUCGAUGGACUUAAUGGCAUUCCCGGAGAGCGGGGUCGCCAAGGGGUACCUGGACAAAAGGGAUUCCCCGGAAUUCCUGGUAUUUCCGGACCAGCAGGUGAAGGAUAUGGACUCUACUUUGCUAGACAUAGUCAGACCACAGUGGUACCUCAGUGUCCAGCUGGAACAGUCAAACUCUGGGACGGCUAUUCCCUGGUUCAUAUCAUUGGCAAUGGCAGAAGCCAUGGACAGGAUCUAGGAACCUCUGGUAGCUGUCUGAGGAGAUUCAGCACGAUGCCAUUCAUGUUCUGUAACAUCAAUAAUGUGUGUAAUGUGGCCUGGAGGAAUGACUACAGUUACUGGCUGUCCACGCGCGAGCCCAUGCUGCCCAUGAUGAACCCCAUUACGGGCUCCACGCUCCAGCGGUACAUCAGUCGCUGCUCUGUGUGUGAAGCCAUCUCAGAGGUUGUAGCUGUUCACAGCCAGGCCACUUCUAUUCCUAAUUGUCCCGUUGGAUUCCGCAGUUUAUGGACAGGGUACAGCUUCAUGAUGUCGUCUGGAGCGGGAGGACAGGGUGCUGGCCAGGCAUUAGAGUCACCCGGAUCUUGUCUGGAGGACUUCCGUGCCACACCAUUCAUCGAGUGCCACGGCAACGGACGGUGCAACCAUUACGCAACCUCAUUCAGCUUCUGGAUGGCGACACUGACGUCAUUUGAUGAGUUCCGUACUCCGAGACCAGAGACAUUAAAGGCUGGCAAUCAGGAAUCUAGAAUCAGUCGGUGCCGAGUGUGUACACGCCAGUAAUGAAGUCAUAAAACUCACUGUCCUAUCAGCAGUAUUAAAGCCACCGAAUCCAGGUGAAGCAAGAGUUUGCAGCAGUUCUUUAUCUUUUAUUUUUGUUUGUUACAGAACAAAUUGCUUUUUACUGAAUUAUAAGUGGAGGUGUACAUGGUGUAUGUAUUUUGAGCUUGUAAAUGAUUCUGAAUUUUCUCUGUCUCGUCUUCCAUGUUCAGUUAUCAAUUUGUGUUUCAGUGUUUGUCUGAUUUCACAUGGUGCUAUGAAGGAAUGUAGAUAUUUCUUGCUCAAAUUGAGAAAUAAUUAACUUGUACAUUGUGCCUUAUAUGUACCAUAGAGAUUUAUACUUAUGGCUUUUUUAAAGAUUUCAUGUGUUAUAAUUAUCACCAGUCUUUGGUUUGUAAUGACAAGUUUAAUACUCAGUUUGGCUGCAUUGAAGAGAUUCAUGAGUUUUCAUCUGUACAUAACCAUAACUCACAGGUGUGACUGAAGGAGAGAAUGAAAUGGCCCGAGAGCUAUGUCCGAGAGUUAUGUGGAGACAGAGCUAUUCCCAUGAAUACCUUCACUGCAGCCGAUGUAAAACAUGUCCUGUGUUUAUAAAGAAAUAUUUUUAUUAGUAUGAUUAUAGGUUUUUAUUAUGUUUUAUAACUUUACAGUAUCUUGAGAUUAUGCUUCAAUUUAAAUUUUAAAGAUUUGAUUUUCUUUCUCCAGAAUUUUAAGAUUUUAAAUGAUCCACCAAAAAUCGACUUAGUGCAAUAUAUAUGUACUUGAAAGUGAAAAUUAUAGUUACAAAUGCUUUGAAAUAAAGUUAAUGACUAAAGUAAAGUACAA
Molecule: messenger RNA, 6195 nt
Organism: Saccostrea cuccullata (small rock oyster)
Lineage: Eukaryota; Metazoa; Mollusca; Bivalvia; Ostreida; Ostreidae
Product: collagen alpha-2(IV) chain-like
Exons: 37
Coding region: 670-5373 (1567 amino acids)
Biological process (GO): extracellular matrix organization
Cellular component (GO): collagen trimer
Molecular function (GO): extracellular matrix structural constituent conferring tensile strength
Source: RefSeq, a predicted model, not a curated record